Bacidia gigantensis is the source of this 2004-nucleotide messenger RNA. RefSeq lists its product as uncharacterized. The coding region runs from base 1 to 2004 and encodes 667 amino acids. Gene Ontology annotation, molecular function: 2-isopropylmalate synthase activity. The record is from RefSeq and is a predicted model, not a curated record. The transcript is spliced from 2 exons. NCBI's taxonomy places the organism in Eukaryota, Fungi, Ascomycota, Lecanoromycetes, Lecanorales, Ramalinaceae. Gene Ontology annotation, cellular component: mitochondrion. Gene Ontology annotation, biological process: L-leucine biosynthetic process.
AUGGCAUCACGGACAACUAUUAUACCUGCAAGCUUUUCGGAAAGCGACGAGGCGGAUGAACAGCACUGGUUGGUAGGAAACAACGAGCAGGCACCAGCGACCAAUGCGCUCGACAACCCUGCCCUGAAAUAUCGCCGCAGGAAACCUCUUGACCUUCCUAAUCGCCAAUGGCCGUCCAAGUCCAUCGACAAGCCACCCCGUUGGCUGGCGACCGACCUGCGCGAUGGCAAUCAGUCCCUCGCAGACCCAAUGGACUCGAAUCAGAAAUACCACUAUUUUCAAAUGUUAGUAAAGCUUGGAUAUAAGGAGAUCGAGGUCUCAUUUCCGUCGGCAUCUGAUACGGACUAUGAUUUCACCCGGCGCUUGCUCGAGACGACUGGAACUGUACCGGAAGAUGUGUGGCUACAAGUCUUGUCACCAUGUCGAGAAGAGCUCAUACAACGCACAGUUGAGUCCCUUAGGGGCUCGAAGAAGGCUAUCCUCCAUCUUUACUUGGCCACUAGCCCUUGCUUCCAGCGCAUCGUCUUCGGCUUCACACAGCAGCAAGGUCUCGAUCUAGCUGUGAGGUGUACUAAGCUUGCGCGCAAGCUCACCAAGGACGACCCAUCCCAAGCUGGAACCGAAUGGGCAUACGAAUUUUCUCCCGAAACAUUUUCAGACACUGACCCAGACUACGCUAUCAGAGUUUGUGAAGCAGUCAAAGCAGCUUGGGGGCCUUCAGAAUCGAACCCUAUCAUUUUCAACCUUCCUGCAACUGUCGAAGUAUCGACACCAAAUGUCUACGCGGACCAGAUUGAAUACUUCUGUCGAAAUAUGACAGAGCGCCCGAAAUUCUGCGUCUCGCUCCAUCCACACAAUGACCGUGGAUGCGCUGUUGCUGCGGCUGAACUGGCACAGAUGGCGGGGGCUGACCGAGUGGAAGGUGUCUUGUUUGGCAAUGGUGAGAGAACAGGAAACGUGGAUUUGUUCACCCUGGCAAUGAAUCUCUACACACAGGGUAUCCACCCGAAGAUCGACUACUCAGACAUCAACCCAGUGAUCGAUCUUGUUGAGCAAAGCAAUAAGAUCCCCGUCCACCAGCGACAUCCCUACGCAGGAGAGUUGGUCCAUACGGCUUUCAGCGGCUCACAUCAAGACGCUAUCAAUAAAGGCUUCAAAGAUCGCAAGGAGCGAAGACUUGGAAACAAUGAUGAAUGGGAUAUGCCUUAUCUACCCCUGGAUCCCCAAGAUAUUGGCAGGACGUACGAAGCCAUUAUUCGCGUUAAUAGCCAGAGUGGAAAGGGUGGGGUUGCUUGGAUCAUCCAGCGCAGCCUGGAGCUCGAAUUACCGCGAGGCUUGCAGGUUGCUUUCUCAAAGAUCGUACAAAAGCGUGCAGACACGAUUGGUCAGGAACUUCGUGCAAACGAAAUUCAGCAAUUAUUUGAGGAGGUAUACUAUCUCAAAGACUAUUAUCCGCGAUUCACGCUUAUCGACUACAACAUCGCUACAGACAGAGCGGAAAGUCCAGCUCCUCCUGAAAAGGGCAGGACUCUCAAUACCGCCAAGCUCAAGCGUCACUUUGAAGGUACUAUUGCUGACAGCCUGGCACAUAAAGGCGAGGAAUAUCGUGUCAAAGGCUCAGGCAAUGGUCCGAUUUCAGCACUUGCUCAUUCUCUUCAGUCGAUUGGCAUCGAUCUCGACGUCGUUGACUACAAGGAACACUCGAUUGGAGGAGGCAGUGAUACCAAAGCCGCCACAUAUAUUGAAUGUCUCGCCACCGAAACGGGUGAGCGCAUCUGGGGUAUAGGUAUCAACACGGACACGGUACAAGCUAGCUUAAUGGCCUUCCUCGCUGUAGCGUCAACAUACUUUCAAGAACGGCCUGUCAACAAGACCCCAUCUCCGAAGACUAAAUUUUCCAGCCUUCACAAUCUCGCAAUUGAUGCCCGUCUCAAUGGGUCAAUAGACGGACAGCGGGGAAGAAAGAUGAAUGGUGUCGUCAACGGGGCAACAAAUGAUGCAUGA